Pelobates fuscus (common spadefoot toad) is the source of this 1494-nucleotide messenger RNA. RefSeq names its product NK1 homeobox 1 (gene NKX1-1). Lineage: Eukaryota; Metazoa; Chordata; Amphibia; Anura; Pelobatidae. Gene Ontology annotation, cellular component: nucleus. Gene Ontology annotation, molecular function: RNA polymerase II cis-regulatory region sequence-specific DNA binding; DNA-binding transcription factor activity, RNA polymerase II-specific. The record is from RefSeq and is a predicted model, not a curated record. Gene Ontology annotation, biological process: cell differentiation; regulation of transcription by RNA polymerase II. The transcript is spliced from 2 exons. The coding region runs from base 209 to 1426 and encodes 405 amino acids.
UUUACUGAAGGAUCACUAGUGGAUGGACACCAGACCUGAGAGGACCUCUUCCACUUUGAAGGACACACAGCUCCAAAUCCCUGGUGCUAUGACCCGCUUGUGGUUUAGAGGGAUCUAGUCUGGGAUACGGACCUUUCAAGUUGGACUUUAAAAGAGAGCUCUAGAGACGAGACAGAAGUGAAAGAAAAAGCUUCAUAGUGACUGAGCAAUGAAUGUGAGCAGAGAGAAGGUCCAGGUGGACAUCUCUAGUGGACCAGCCUCGGUUGUGGUGGAAGCUGGACCCUGCAGUAUUCACGGUGAGAUGAUGGAGAGCAAUGGGGAACAGAGACUCUCAGCCAACGAGAUACCUGUCUAUGGGUGUCAGAGGGACAACAGGCAAGGAGGGGACAACCAGAAUGGCAAUACCCCUGGGCAAGAAGGGAUGGUGGGAGCACUUCCAGCAGUUCACAGAACCACUUCUUUCUCUGUUUUGGACAUACUGGACCCUAACAAAUUUAACAGCAAACAGAGACUGUGCUCUGUGGCGUACAAGCCUAAUACAGACUAUAUUAUCAGAGGGGAGGACAAGCAGGACCCGGGGGCAGAUCUGGCCAACCAGAAACCCUGUCUAGAAGACUUUGACAACUGCAAAAAGUCUGCAGAUGUUUUAAAGAAUGGGGAUCUCUAUCACCAGGCCGGAGAGGAGUGUCAGAACCAAGACUUCAGUCCUGGACCUGGAAGUGAUCUGGAGGAAGAAGAAGAUGAAGAAGAGGAAGAGUUCUGUAGUGAAGAAAGCAGCAACUCCACAUCUUCUGGGACUGGAGACAGGGGGACUGAUGGAGGAGCUGCUCAGGGAGGGGAGUCUAUCAGCCCUGCUGGGUCUAACCAACAGCAGGCCAAUGGGAAGAACCAAAGUCAACAGAACCAGCAGCAGAAUCAGCAUGGUAAGCCCAAGAGGAAGAGGACUGGUUCUGACUCUAAAUCUGGAAAGCCCAGGAGAGCACGCACUGCUUUCACCUAUGAACAGUUGGUGGCGCUAGAGAACAAGUUCAAGUCCACCAGGUACUUAUCUGUAUGUGAGAGACUCAACCUAGCUCUGUCCCUGAGCCUAACUGAGACCCAGGUCAAAAUCUGGUUCCAGAACAGACGCACCAAGUGGAAGAAGCAGAACCCUGGGGCAGACACAAGCGCCCCCACAGGGGGGUCCAACCAUGGAGGAGGAUCAGUGGGACCAGGUAUGGGAGGAGGGCUCAGCCCUCUUAGUCACUCACCCCCCAUGGGUAACCCACUGGCCAUGCAUGGUCACCCAGGAUACCCCGGCCAUGGACCAAGUGGUCUUAUGUGUACCACCCAACUGCCCUUCCUGUCAGGUCCAGCUGUCCUAUCACCCUUUGUCUUGGGGACCCAGUCCUAUGGGGCUCCUGCAUUUUAUGCACCCCACUUAUAAGAAAAGGACAAACUGACUCAGUGCUCUGCGUGGUGGCUACCCAAGUCCAUGUGAGCAAAACCCCAGGG